This is a messenger RNA of Xyrauchen texanus (razorback sucker), 4634 nucleotides long. RefSeq names its product serine/threonine kinase 35 (gene stk35). Gene Ontology annotation, molecular function: ATP binding; protein serine/threonine kinase activity. Bases 169 to 1407 code for a protein of 412 amino acids. Gene Ontology annotation, biological process: peptidyl-serine phosphorylation; protein autophosphorylation; positive regulation of autophagy. The record is from RefSeq and is a predicted model, not a curated record. NCBI's taxonomy places the organism in Eukaryota, Metazoa, Chordata, Actinopteri, Cypriniformes, Catostomidae. Gene Ontology annotation, cellular component: autophagosome; cytoplasm. The transcript has 3 exons.
UGGCGAUGAAGUGAUUUAAAAACAAAAACAAAAAACCCAAACAAACCGUCGAGUCUCCCCAUCAAAACGACAACUUACAGCCCGCAGUUCCCUAAAUAGGGACGCUAUGAAAAAUAGGAGUAUUAUUACCUCGAAGCAUGUGUUGUUCACACAGGGGGUGAAAAACUCAUGGAACUGCGCAAAGCGACACAGGGGAGAAUAACAAGCCUCCAGCGGGGCUGCAAGAGAGCCAAACCGCCCAUCGCGAAUCUGAGGUUGGAUGUUAGUAAAGUUCUGCGCCCGCUGCCUGUGGAGAACAACGAUGAUGAUGAAGAUGAGCCCAUGGAGGAAGAACAAUGUUUCUCCACGGGCUUCCUCAACAACGCCAACCUCUUACCAGCGACGCUCUUCAAGGCGCCCCGGUACAGUUUGAUACGGGAGGUGGGUCGCGGGAGCUACGGCGUGGUGUACGAGGCCAUCGCCCGCAGGUCAGGCGCCCGGGUGGCCGUGAAAAAGCUCCGCUGCGACGCGCCCGAGAAAGUCGAACUGGCGCUGGCGGAGUUCUGGGCCCUGGCGAGCCUGGUGAAGAAACACGAAAAUGUGGUGCAACUCGAGGAAUGUGUGCUGCAAAGAAACGGAAUGGCGCAGAAAAUGAGCCACGGGAACAAGCGAUCCAAACAGUAUUUAAGAUUAGUGGAAACUUCUUUGAAAGGUGAGCGUAUCUUGGGUUACCCAGAGGCACCGUGUUAUCUUUGGUUUGUAAUGGAGUUCUGUGAUGGUGGAGACCUUAACCAGUACAUCCUCUCUCGGCGACCUGACCCACAGACCAACCGGAGUUUUAUGAUGCAGUUGACCAGCGCUGUAGCCUUCCUACAUAAGAACAACAUCGUCCACCGGGACCUAAAACCAGACAACAUUCUCAUCUCACAGAAAUCAGGGAGUCCCGUAAUCAAGGUCGCUGACUUUGGCCUCAGCAAGGUGUGCGCGGGACUGAGCUGCAUGGAGGACGAAGGCGACGACCAGGCAAACAAGAUUGUGAACGUUAACAAAUUCUGGCUUUCGUCAGCAUGCGGCUCUGACUUCUACAUGGCUCCUGAGGUUUGGGAGGGCCACUACACUGCCAAGGCGGACAUUUUUGCACUCGGGAUCAUAAUCUGGGCCAUGAUCGAAAGGAUCACGUUUAUCGACGCUGAGUCCAAGCGAGAACUCCUCGGCACGUACAUUCGUCAGGGAAACGAGAUUGUCCCAGUUGGCGAAGCCUUGUUGGAGAAUCCGAAGAUGGUCCUGCACAUCCCGCAGAAGACCCGUAGCAUCAUGUCAGAGGGCGUAAAGCGACUUCUGCUGGACAUGCUAGCAGUAAACCCACAGGACCGGCCCGACGCAUUUCAGUUGGAAGUUAGAAUGGACCAAGUGACAUAUGCGGCGUAAGCCGACCCGAUAUGCAACAUUUUUCAGGUUUGCAGAGUAUUUAAACAUGGAAUUAUAUGCCAUUGGAAAAUAAAAAGGGGGCCGCAGAUCUUGAAACUGUGAAUUUGUGUUUUCGUGAUUGCUUCCAAAUAGCGGAGUUGAAAUGAAAAGACUUCGUAGCUGUAUUACAAACCCAUCACAUGGAAAAGCUAUGCAGACAUAUUUAUAAAUGGGCUAUUUUCUACUUUGGGAUCCAAUUCAUUUGAUUACCGAAUUCACCAAAGGAACUCCACACACGGGCGUAAAACCUCUUUUCAUGCUCAAGUCUUGCCAACAAUGACUUUAUGUCCCUCUUGUUCUCUGGUGUGACCGCAUGCUGUUGUUUCGGAGUAGAUUUAAAGACACGUUGCACUAUGUACUCAAACAUAUCCUGUCUGCACCUCCGUGAAAACUACCUUCUCACCCUUUUCUCUCAAAAGGGUUUACCAGACAGUAUACAUGUGAAUAGCUAGUUGUACAGUAGAUAAUGCCGUUUUAGGAGAUAUCGGAUGUUCUGGAAUGUUCCAGAGAAGGAGAUUGUUCUAAAACUCACAACAAUGAAGGCAUACUGUGAUCUAUAUAAUGUGAAUAUUUGGGUACAUGGUGACCCUGAUGUCUGUCAUAUACAUGGCUGUUUCUGACCCAAGCAACAGCACCCUUUUUCAAAAAAACUAUCACCUUUGUGCCUUAUUUAGUUUUUUAAAAGAAAGUGGAAACAGUUGGAUGGUUUUCAUUUUUUUCAUAAUUUAGUUUGAUCUAAAAUAUCCACAUGUUUUAUUUUCGUGGUUGUGUGUUUUUCCACGUUUUAAAAGACACUGUCAGAGUUCUUGAACCAAAGCAUUUGGAAAGUCAUACGCAAGAUUUAUUAAAGUUUAAUUUGUGUUGAAUUAGUUUGACAAAAACAAAAUGAAUUAAACAACAGCAGGGCUGGACUGGGAAGAUGAAUCGGCCCGGCCCAUUCGGCACAUUUCGCAGCUGACCCACCGGCCAGCUCGGUUCUCCCGAUGGCCAGUCCUCCCAUGAUCGGCCCCAAAGUGCGUCGGCCCACUGGGAAAAUGCCCGAUAUGCCAGAUUACCAGUCCAGCCCUGACCCCGACAAUAGUUGCUGUUCAGAUGCACUUUUGUCAAAUGUAAAUUUAGAAAGUUGUUUUAUUCUUUUCAAACGGUCAGUUUUCAGACACGCAAGUUAAGAUCGAGAUCAGGUAUUAAAAAUAUUAUGACUAUUUUCUGUGGAAAUUUUGUUUAACGAGAUUUUUAUGUUAUUUUCUACGUUGACCCGAAAGUUGACGUUGUAAAUAAUGAUUUGGUAAGGGAUAAAACAAUUUUGGUGGCUGUUAAACAAUUUUAAACUAUUGUGAUAAGUUGGUUUUCAUCUAUCUGAAGAACUUUGUCCUUUUCACUCGAGACAUCAAAUAAGGCCUCAAAAUAGAUGUGACAUUCACAUUGUACUUUAUCUCACAGUCUGGAAAUUGGACGGCUUUGAAUUCUGGAAUGUCACACGGUUGACGUGGAAUGAUGCGGUCACUUCAGCAGUUGCGUUCUUCAUCUCGCGUUUGCUUUUAUGACAAUAUCGUUUAAGGUUUAGGUUAGGGAGGUCGUGCGCAUUAAAAACCUCAUCUGCUUGGGAGAAAAUGUAGCUCUCUGUUAGCGCCACCGAGUGGAAAUGUCACAUUGAGACUGCCGCGAUACGCGUAUAGAACCACGGAAAACCAUUUCGAAAAAAUGACGCCACAUUCACGUAAUUUUCACGAGUUCAGGCUGAAAAUGUCAGUCAAAACUAGUUUUCCUUCUGUUAUUUAGAAAUGACUUGUAUUCAGUGUUCUGGUUUACAUAUUCAGUGUUUCUACCUCACUUUUACAACGUAUGAUGUCACUUUUCCUUGCUAACGUGUUUUGCAUUUAGUUUAGUCUUUACAGGAAUUGCGUUUGCAUAUGUUCAGUGGCAAUUCCGUUACUAUUAGACCGACUUUGCAUUUCAGUUUUUGUAAAAAAGACAUAAUAAUAAUAUUUGUACAAGAACUUUUGUCUAGUUUAUCUUCAUUUGUUACAGUAAAACAAAGACUUAAUCGCACAUUCAGUGGUUCAAAUGCCUCCUUUCAAACUGUUUCGUAAACGUAUUACUCGUUUCUUAUCUCUUAGGGAACUGCUAGCAGUUCUUUUAAAGACACAAUCUGCAGUUCUGAGAAUAGUGAUAGUCGGACAGGAAGUUAAAAGUGCUAUAAGCAAUUUUUUCAUGGAAGGAUGUGCAAACAAUGUUCCUACUCUCUUAAAGAUAUUAAUAUAAUAGGUGUUGUGAGAUAUCUCAUCGGUCUCUGUGACAGCUGUAGACUUCGUAAACAGCGAACAGAAAUGUGUCCGCAGACAUUGGCGCAAUCAUUUUGCUCAUUCUCACAGUGGUGUAGUUGAUGCAAAUUAUUAAGGCUUACUGCCAUUUUAUGCACAAGAGAAUUAUAAUAGAGCCUGUUUAAUGUUUAAAGUUGUUUCUAUUCCACUCAUCUUUCACAAGAAUUGUGGAUUGUUCAUGUAGUGUUUCUCACCUUGAAAACACCAAAAAACCUCAUAGACUCACAGUAAUGACGUUUUUCUUGUCCCUCAGGUACUUUCUCUUCUACUGGUCCACUGUAAAAUGUUUGCAGGGUCAAACAAAUACAAUAACCUUUUUUUGUACUAAUAGCUCCGUUGUAAUACUAGCCGACAAAUAAAUGUGCACAUUCAAUGCAGGAAGCAAUAACGUGAAUGAUAACGCAAUAGUUUGUUGAUGUUUUUGAGGUUGUUCUUGAGUGGUGAGGGUUUGAGAUCGAUGUGGUUCCUAAUCAGCAGAUGUUUGCAAUUGAUGAAAUAAUCUGUAUAAAACGCAGUCGAGAAAAACAAAUGCAUGCAGUCGACACAUGAUGUCAAAAAGUGCAAAAAAGAAAGAAUAAAACUAGAGAAAGUGGUGUACGCACAUUCAGUAAUCACUACAAAUGCGGAAAGUAAACCGUUAUCUUUCUACUGAACCGUUUUUCUUUCUAUCCUUGUGGUGAUUUGGUCUUGUUUCACAGAUUAUUCAGAGUAUGGAUAUUUUAUAGUGUACAUAGGUGUCUUACUGUUGACAUUGAACUGGGUUUGAUUAUGAAUUUAUGAGCCAUUUGAUGUUUUUGCAAAGCAAUCUUUCUUAAAAGUAUGUAGCACCUUGUUUUUUUGUGAAAUAAAUGAAUAAAAACAAAGAUU